AUGACUUCUCGAAAACUUAACACUUCUAAUCAAGAUGAUGUUAUUCGCGGAACCGAUGAAGACGCCGUUACGAGCAAACUUUCGGCAGUAAACAUGGGAUACAUCAAGGACGAAUAUGUCAAAUGGUUUGUUAGAAGACCUGCCAGAAGGUCACCCAUUAUUAAUAGAGGAACAUACGUUCGUAACAUAGGGUUGGAUACCUUGAUUAUAAAGUUUUUAGAAAUUGAUGAUGUAAAGAAACAAAUAGUUUCGCUUGGUGCUGGAUCGGACACGAGAUAUUUUCAUCUGAAGUCUUUGUCGCGAAAAUUCCACAAAUAUUUCGAGAUCGACUUUCCCGAGAUUACAGCAAAAAAAGUUCUGACCAUUCGAAAACACAAAGAGUUAUCUGACUUGAUUGGAGAUGAUGCAAAACUAGGGAAGGAUAAUACAGAGAUUUACGCGUCAGAUUAUUGUUUGCUUUCGGGCGAUCUUAGAGGAUUCGUCCAAGAAAUGGUUCCAUGGAUGGAAUCCAAUGGAUUUGAUCGCAGCAUUCCAACUUUGUUUCUAUCUGAAUGUGUGAUGAUUUAUAUGGAUUCGAAUGAUUCCAACAAGAUUGUCGAAUGGGCGGCUUCCAAUUUAAUAACAUCUAUGUUUAUAGUUUAUGAGCAAAUAUUACCAAAUGAUGUAUUCGGAUCUACCAUGUUACAAAACCUAAGACUUCGGAACAUAGAACUUCGCGGCAUACAUGCUUAUCCUGAUCUAGAAAGUCAGAAAGAGCGAUUUCUUUCACGCGGAUGGAUUCAUGCAGAGGCUGUUGACAUAAAUAAAGUUCAUGAUUCUUAUAUUGACCCAAAAGAACUCGCACGAAUAUCGAGAUUGGAAUUUUUGGAUGAAUUCGAAGAAUGGCACUUGCUCGCCGCGCAUUAUUGCAUUGCUUGGGCUUACAAGGUAACCGAUGAAUCACAAAAACUGCUAUACAAUAAAGUGCAAUUUUAUGACUAUAAGAAUGUAACACAUUAG
Messenger RNA from Acaulospora morrowiae, 999 nucleotides. NCBI's taxonomy places the organism in Eukaryota, Fungi, Glomeromycota, Glomeromycetes, Diversisporales, Acaulosporaceae. The record is from the annotation of a GenBank genome assembly.